UGUGAUAAAGCCAUGUCUCAAACAAAGAGAGUAUUAAGAUGCUACUACGAAGUGCUUGAAGUGGCUCGUACUGCGACUGCCGACGAACUGAAAAAGGCUUAUAGGAGACAGGCACUAAUAUGGCAUCCGGACAAGAAUCAACAUCAACAACAAGUGGCCGAUGAGCGUUUCAAGGAGUUGAACCACGCCUAUACCAUACUGUCCGAUCCCAAUGAGCGCAAGUGGUACGACGAUCAUCGCGAAGCAAUCCUGCGUGGCGGUGACGAUGACGAUGCCAGCACGAUCAACUUGUGGGGCUUCUUCAGCUCGGCCUGCUACGACCUGUUUGACGAUGGCGAGCGCGGUUUCUACACAGUGUACAACGAGGUGUUUGAAGACAUCGAGAAGGAGGAGGUCGAGGCCGACGAGGACUUUGCAGACACUUCAAACAAGGCGCGCGUCAAGUCCACCGCGCCAAUGUUUGGUCGCAGCGAUGCGCCAAUGGCAGACGUGCUACGCUUCUAUCAGUACUGGCGAGAGUUUGUCACAAAGAAGCGAUUCACAAUGGCCGACAAGUACAACACGACAGAGGCCGUCAACAGACAGAUCAAACGACUGAUGGAGAAGGAGAACAUGAAGGAGCGCAGCAAGCAUCGUCAAGAGUAUCAGGACCAGGUCAGACAUUUGGUCGACUACAUUUACAAGCGAGACAAGCGUGUCAUGGAGCACUUGAAGCGACAGCGCGAGGAGGAUGAACAGCGCAAGGUACGCGAGGAGGAGGCCAGACUGCGGGCGGAGGAGGAGCACAAGGAAGCCAUCAGGCGACACAAGGAGGAGCAGCAGCGAGAGUAUGAGCGACUGAAGAGUGAGGGUGUCAAGUUUAUGGAGGACGACCAAGAGUACGAGGAGGUGCCAGAGUAUCAUUGCGUCGUUUGUGAUAAGACUUUCAAGUCGGAUCGACAGCUCAAGAACCACGAGUCGUCAAACCUUCACAAGAAGAAUCUGGCAUUGCUCAGAAAGACUGUGAUGAUCGAUGAAGAGUUGGAUGCACUGGAUGUAAAUGAUGAUGAUGAUAAUGAUGAGGUUGUUGAACAAGAGGCCAACAACAAUAAUAGCAAUGACAAUGGAGAAGAUCAAGAUGAGGAAGAGCAUGAGCUACCGCAUGGAAUAGUAACAAAGAAGACAAAGAAGGAUAAGAAGAAGAAGAGAGAUGCGGCUGUGGCAGCGGCAACAGCUGCAAUACAUAAUGGAGGUGAUAUUGAUGAGGACAAUGAAGAGGAGGAGGAGGACGACAACGACCAGGAUUCAGACAACUCAUCAUCAAAGACAAAGCGCAACAAAAAGGAGAAGAAACAGAACAAGAAGAACAAGAACAAAGCAAAGAAGUUGCAGUUGGAAGAUGAUGAGGCAGAGGAAGAUGAGGGAGAUGACAAGUCCUCCAAGUCAAAUAGAAAGUCAUCAUCAUCGAGCAAGUCAUUGAAGAAGCAGGACAGUGACGAUGACCUCCCAGAGGGUAUGGUCAAGAAGAAAAAGCAACAACAACUAAAGGUGGAAGAUGAUGACGAUGAGGAUAUUGCUAACGAGGAUGAUGAUGAGGAUGACAGCGACGACGCAGCCAACUUGAAGACACAGAACAAGACCAAGAGCAAGAAGGUGAUCAAUCCAUUCCUGGACAGUGACAGUGAGGACGAGAAGAAGACUGCAACACAGACAAAGAAGAUUGGCAAGGCCAAGGAAAAGAGGCUACAAAGGCAGGAGAAGCAGAAGGCGGCUGCCGGUGCUGGUGGUGCUGAGAAACAAAAGGACGAGAUGGUGUGCCAUGUCUGUUCCGAGCGAUUCCCAACACGCAACAAGCUGUUCCAACACAUCAAAGACACCAAGCAUGCACAGGCCAUUGUUUCAAACAGUGGCGGUGGCGGCGGAAGUACAAAGAGG
Messenger RNA from Acytostelium subglobosum LB1, 1914 nucleotides. RefSeq lists its product as hypothetical. Gene Ontology annotation, cellular component: cytoplasm. The transcript has a single exon. Lineage: Eukaryota; Evosea; Eumycetozoa; Acytosteliales; Acytosteliaceae. The record is from RefSeq and is a predicted model, not a curated record. Gene Ontology annotation, molecular function: nucleic acid binding; zinc ion binding. The annotation marks the transcript as partial.